This is a messenger RNA of Anthostomella pinea, 384 nucleotides long. The record is from the annotation of a GenBank genome assembly. NCBI's taxonomy places the organism in Eukaryota, Fungi, Ascomycota, Sordariomycetes, Xylariales, Xylariaceae.
AUGCGCUGCUCCUCCUCAACCUCACUCGGUACCAAGGACACCAAGGACACCAAGGACACCAAGGACGCCAAGGGUACACACACCGAAGACCCCAAAGACCCCAAAAUCAUAGUCCACUGCGAAGCAGGCGUCUCCCGCUCCGCGACCGUAAUCGCCUACUAUCUAGUCCACGAGUGCAACCUAAGCCUCAAAGAGGCCCUAGCACUACUGGUGCGCGCCCGCCCAGACGUCAGGCCCAACACGGGGUUCUUCCGGCAGCUUGUCGAUAUUGAGGUUGAGACGAGGGGCAAGGCAAGUUUGGAGGUCGAGAGGUUCCCGACGAUUAAGGAGGAGAAGUGGGCUUUGCUUGGGAUUGAGGUGGAGGAUGAUGAUGAGAGUGAGUAG